GUACACCUCUCGCCUCUCGCGCUUCCAAACCCUGCUGCCGCCGUCGCGCUCGCCUCCUCUUCCCCGCUCCAUCUCUCCGAUCAGGGUCAGGUCGACGAGCGCGGGCGGCGGGGUCCGUCGGAAAGCUCGCCGGCAAGGGACGAUCAGUCUUCUCCCCUCUUUCCUCGGAGUAGUAGGUCACCGGAGGCAAGCGAUCUCCUCUAGCUCCGGCGGCGCCACCAUCAGGAAACGGCGACCUCGAGGCCGACCAGGUCUUGCAGUGGUUAGACAACGUGGGCGAACAGGUAGUUCAGCUACGGCUAGCUGCGUCCUUCUGGGUUCGUAACCCUCCUUAAUUGCCAGGGUCGCACUGCCUGCCUCUGAAUCGGAAUAAUUUCUACGGUUUCUUUGUCAGAUUAUUACUCGCAUAUAUGCAUUGUGGCUCUUAUAUCUCAAAUACUUUCUUCUUCAAACAAGAAACCAACUGUUUAAUUAGGGCACCUGCAAGUGUUAAAUUGCAGUUUACUUGUUUAAUUAGGGCACCUGCAAGUGUUCAAUUGUUUUGUGGCUUUUCCUUUCAUAUUGUGUUAAAUUGCAGUUCACCUGCUUUGUGGGUUAUAAUUAGGGCGCCUGUAAAUACUUGCUUGUUUUGUUGCUUUUCCUUUGGUUUGGUAUUUUUGCCCAAAACAAUUGCCUUUCUAGCUUAUGCCUGCCGCACCAGACCAACUACCAAUUCCAUGACUUUUUGUUAGUGCAUCGCGUGGAACAGAUGAAAGGAGCAGUGAGAUUGUGUUGAUCAAUAGGUUUGGAUCUCGGUUUGCGUCUGUGAUUCUAGCAGUACACACCAGGAAAGAUAGUGCGGGCACCUUGGAAUUUUGUUGGCAAAUGGCGAUCAACGGUAGUAGCUCCAGCAAAAGAAAAGUUGAAGCGCAGCAAGAGGGGGAGAGCAGCUCCAAGAAGCUGAAUGUCACCGUGGGGUUGGAGACCCUUGACUGUAGUAUCUGCUCUGCGCCCCUCAGGCCUCCGAUAUUCCAGUGCUCUGUGGGGCAUUUCAUAUGCUCCUCGUGCCGUGAAUGCGAGGAUCAACUGGACCACAAGUGCUCCACAUGCUCUGUCAAAACUUCCUACAAGCGCUGCUUUGGAAUGGAACAUGUCGCCCAGUCAGUCACAGUUGCUUGCUCCAAUGACAAGUACGGAUGUGCGGAGAAGUUCACCUACUAGAAGAAAGAAGAACACGAGAAAGCAUGCCCGAAUGCCCCAUGCUUCUGCCCAGAGUCCGGUUGUCAAUUCGCUGGGCCAACAAAGAUGCUCCUGAACCAUUUCACUACCCAGCACAAGUGUCCAUCUACAAAACUACCAAACUCUGGCACGGUGUCUCUCCACCUGAAACCGGGCUUACAUGUUCUGCAAUGCACCGGCACCAGCUACUUUAUCUUGCUCAGCAUGGCAUCGAAGCCUUUUGGACAUGCCAUCUCAGUCGUCUGCGUCCAACCAAACGUUACGGAAUUCAGGUUCGCAUGUACUAUGAGCUAUGACUGCCUAACGACCGGCUGCUGUGGAAGUACAAGCUGCCACAUAAGGAGCUCUUCGCUCUCUGAUGGGCUUCCGACAGUGUAUGACUUGAUACUUCCCAAGGGAAAGGUUUCUGAUGAUGAAAACAGCAUCGUGCUCAAAGCCACCAUUCGUCGUCAACCAUUAGGUCUCAGCAGAUCUUGUUUUCGAGAAAUGGGUCCGACUCCUGCACUUGAACGAAAUCCCGAUACUUGUGAUGUUGAGGAGGAGGAGGAGGAUCAUGAGGAAGAGGAGGAGCAUAAUGAGGAAGAGUUGGAUGAUGAUCAUGAGGACGAGGAUGAUGAUGAUGAUGAUGAUGAUGAUGAGGAGGAGGAGGAGGAGGAGGAGGAGGAUAAUGAAGAAGAGUUGGAUGAUGAUCAUGAGGACGAUGGUGAUGAUGAUGAGGAGGAGGAGGUGGAUGAGGACUAGGAGGAUAAACCUUGAAGUCUCAGCGGCCAGCAGAUCCAGUCUUCGAGGAAAUGCCCCGACUCCUGCUGUUCAACGAAGAUCCUACUCUGACACUGAUGAUGUGGAUAAUACACCUUUAAGUACCGGCCUUGUUUCGAGAAUUGGGCCAGAUCCUUCUGCUGGGUUUUCUUCUACCUCUUUUUUACC
Triticum aestivum (bread wheat) is the source of this 2145-nucleotide messenger RNA. Its product is annotated as myelin transcription factor 1-like protein. Gene Ontology annotation, cellular component: cytoplasm. The transcript has 2 exons. The record is from RefSeq and is a predicted model, not a curated record. Gene Ontology annotation, molecular function: ubiquitin protein ligase activity. The coding region runs from base 1285 to 1959 and encodes 224 amino acids. NCBI's taxonomy places the organism in Eukaryota, Viridiplantae, Streptophyta, Magnoliopsida, Poales, Poaceae.